This is a messenger RNA of Suhomyces tanzawaensis NRRL Y-17324, 412 nucleotides long. RefSeq lists its product as uncharacterized. Bases 96 to 335 code for a protein of 79 amino acids. The record is from RefSeq and is a predicted model, not a curated record. Lineage: Eukaryota; Fungi; Ascomycota; Pichiomycetes; Serinales; Debaryomycetaceae. The transcript has a single exon.
UCACGUGACGUGCUGGGCUCAGUGGGUGAGGGGGCUGAUGUCCUGGGGGCGCGGCUGUAGCCCUCCGGUGCCGUCUCUGGCCCUAGGCCACUGUGAUGCAAAGGACGAACACUGGCCAGCACGCACGUGACGUUGCAUUAGCGCUGCCGGUUGCAUUGGGCCAUUGCGCGCCGCUUGCAGAUGUGUCAUACGCACGUCGGUCGUGCCGGGCCAGUCCCGGACUUCGUCUACUGACGAAACCAGACACAGAACUCCCAAGUAAAUGCGCCGCCAUUGACUGCAUAUCUCCAUUGCACCCACUUUAUGGAAAGGGUUUGUGUGAAAGUUAUUCGUAAUCUUUGACUCAGCGUUAAUUUCGGUCCAAUAAUUUUUAUGUUUUGUAGACUCAAUUAAUGGAACUGUCUUGAGAUAU